This is a messenger RNA of Xyrauchen texanus (razorback sucker), 4398 nucleotides long. RefSeq names its product TGF-beta receptor type-1. Lineage: Eukaryota; Metazoa; Chordata; Actinopteri; Cypriniformes; Catostomidae. The record is from RefSeq and is a predicted model, not a curated record. The transcript has 9 exons. Gene Ontology annotation, molecular function: activin receptor activity, type I; ATP binding. Gene Ontology annotation, biological process: protein phosphorylation; activin receptor signaling pathway; cellular response to growth factor stimulus. Bases 150 to 1625 code for a protein of 491 amino acids. Gene Ontology annotation, cellular component: plasma membrane; activin receptor complex.
CUCUCUCUGCGUAUUCAGUAGCCGUGGGGUUUAUUUAGAGUGGAGCAAUGCUUGGAUGCUUGAGUGGCUGUGGACAUACAGCAGAAUAGAGUUGUGAUGAUUUUGUUUGUAAAGGUGGACGUGAUGGUGUGUGGAGAGUGACGGAGGUCAUGCAUCAUCUCAGGUGUUCAGAAGCAACGCUUUUACUCUUCACAUUUGCGCAUCUCAAUGCAGCCUUAAAGUGCGUGUGCCAGCUGUGUGUGAAUCACACCUGUGAGACGGAGGCCGACGGCGCAUGCUGGAACUCUGUGAUGUUAAUAAAUGGAAGGGAGGAAGCGGUGAAGUCCUGCGUGUCUGCGUCCGAGCUGAAGGGACAGGUGUUCUGCUACAGCUCCAAAAAUGUUUCAAAACGCAACUGCUGCUUCACGGACUUCUGCAACAAUGAGACGCUGCACCUCUAUACAGGGCGGUCAUCUGAGGGCUCUGGUUGGACUCAGCUGGAGUUGGCAGCAGUAAUUCUCGUGCCGUCGUGCCUACUGUGUGUGUGUGUGGUUCUGGGAGUGUGUGCGGUUCAGAACCUGCGCUGCACACACAUAAAAGCUCAGAAACAGGAUCCAGAAGAAGUGUUGGAUGACCAGACUCUAGUAUCAGCUGAAAAAUGCCUGAAAGAACUCAUCUAUGACAUGAGCACCUCUGGCUCAGGAUCAGGAUUGCCACUGUUGGUCCAGAGAACGAUUGCUCGGACUAUCGUGCUGCAGGAGAGCAUUGGAAAGGGGCGCUUCGGGGAGGUGUGGAAGGGUAAAUGGAGGGGGGAGGACGUCGCUGUGAAGAUCUUCUCCUCACGAGACGAACGCUCCUGGUUCCGUGAGGCGGAGAUUUAUCAGACCAUCAUGUUACGGCAUGAGAACAUUCUUGGGUUCAUCGCCGCAGAUAACAAAGAUAAUGGCUCGUGGACACAGCUGUGGUUGGUGUCAGAGUAUCAUGAGCACGGGUCGCUCUUCGAUUAUCUGAACAGAUACACAGUAUCAGUGGAAGGCAUGAUCGUUCUGGCAAUGUCCAUUGCCAGCGGGAUCGCACACCUGCACAUGGAGAUCAUAGGCACUCAAGGGAAACCCGCCAUCGCUCAUAGAGACAUCAAAUCAAAGAACAUCCUGGUGAAGAAGAAUGGAACAGCUGUGAUCGCUGAUCUUGGUCUGGCCGUCAAACAUGACUCCAACACCAACAUCAUUGACAUUCCCAUCAACCAUAGAGUGGGCACCAAGAGGUACAUGGCACCUGAGAUCUUGGAUGACUCUAUAAACAUGAGCAGCUUCGAGUCGUUUAAGCGGACUGAUAUCUACUCGCAGGGUCUGGUGUUCUGGGAACUCGCUCGCAGAUGUUCCUUCCGAGGGAUUCAUGAAGAUUUCCAGUUGCCUUAUUACGAUCAGGUGCCAUCAGACCCAUCGGUGGAGGACAUGAGGAAGGUGGUGUGUGAACAGAAACUGCGACCCAACAUUCCCAACCAGUGGCAGAGCUGUGAGGCUCUAAGGGUUAUAGGUAAGAUCAUGCGGGAGUGCUGGUACGCCAAUCCAGCUGCUCGCCUGACGGCACUGCGCAUCAAGAAGACCGUUUCUCAGGUGACCGUUGUCAAGGAUGUUAUAGAAUAACACAACGGCCUGAUGUCAGGUGACAGCGUUAAUGGGACAUUAUAUAUGAUCGAAAAGUCUGUGAUGCCAAAGAGUCAUGCAAUUCUGUCCUGUAAUGACACUGCAUUGACAGAAUGAAUGGAAGAAUAGUAAUGUGUUUAGUUUCUUAGCCUGUAGAUGGCGAUAGAUGUGUAAAGAUAUACUGCUACCUCAGCCCUUCCUGUAAGUGCCAAUUGCUUUGAGUUGCACAUUAUGCUUUGUGCCAUAAAUGUUUUGUUUGGUGUCAUUUAUAAAUGCAUAUUUGUGUGUAUGUACAUAUAACAUAUACUAUAUAGUGUUACUGUUCCAGUUCAAACAAUUGAAAAGAAAUCAGAUUCACUUUAGGAAUAACAUCAAUCAAAAAGAUGAAAUGGUGUUUGAAAGCAUAUGUUUUUUAUAAAUGGUCAAGGAUACAUCAAAUGUAUAUAGGAAGCCCAAGUGAGGACCAAAAAUGAAAAACAGAAUUUAUUUUUGUUGAAUUUCAAAAGAACACAGGCUGCUGUUUCUGACGUCAGAAAAUGUAAUGUGGUCUGCAAGGAAAUGGGUGUCUUUUAGCCCUGGCUUUCUGCAGGUUGUGGUUUCCUUACAGUUACUGGAGGAUAUUUUUCUACUGUUUUACAUGCUUUUGAUUGCACUGUGUAGCUGUAGAAACACGUAAGGAUGAUUUCCUGUAAACCUUGUUAUUUCUGAAUGUGAAGGAAAUAGUGUUUUGCUUAUGUGCUGAUGUCUGGGACAAACCCUGUCGUCUGUUUCACGGCUGCUAUAUGCAGAGAGAAAACAGUACAACUGAUCAUCCAAAGCCUUUUAACCAGACGCUGCAUCUAGAGGACUUCAGGAUGCCAAUGUGAAAUGUAUGACUGUGAAUAAUGUGGAUAUAUUGAAGCAUAUUAAUACUCAAGUUCAAAUUGUACUCUAUUGCACUAUACAAAAGCUCCAAGCUGCUGAAGUGAAUGGUAGUUAACACUCAACCAACGUGAAAUGCAUUUUGCAACUAUUUAAAUAGCCUCACAUAUGAUCUAUUGUAACUAUAUCAAUCUAUCUGAAUCCAAACAUAACAUCUUGUGUAAAUACAUGAGUUAAUUAACCAUGAGAGUAUGUUAUUUGUUGCAAUGUUACAAUGUUGAUAUGAAUUGUAAUGUUCCGGUACAUAUAGCGUUAGUUCUCCUUUCUGAACAGUGUAAUGUGGCAUAUGCUUGUAUGUGACAUCACUUCAACCGUCUGAUUUGCUUUAAAUUGCCUCUGUCGAUGUGACACUAACAAAGCCUGUUUGGAUGAGUCCAAUUCUGCCUAAUGUAAUGAGAAUAACUUAUUAUCUGAACCAAAAGAAGUAUGAUGCAUAUACCGAAUGUUCAGUUUUAGUCUUUAUUCUUGUUUCAGACAAUAAGAUUGUCUAUGGACAAUAGAGUGCAUGUCAUAAACAUGCAAAUUCAAUGACGAUUCAAACAUGUUCAUUCAGUCUGAACCAAAGAGACAGUGUUAUGAUUCUAGUUUUUUCUAGUCUUAGAUGAAGUCUCGUGGAGAUGUUUAAGGUCAGAAAAAAUUGCAACAGGCCCAAAUGAUAAAGAGAGAUGGCUAGUUUUGUGACAUGCUAAAGCUUUUUGUAAUGCAGCAUUGCCAAUUUCCUUUGUGAUGAACAGAAUAUUCCAGAUUAUGUAUUGCGUAUUAAACAACCUGGUAGAGUCAAGCUACUAUACGUACUUUUUCGCUAAAUCAUUUUUACGUGGCUCGUUGGACGCAUCGCAGUUUCAUGGUGAAAUGAACACUACAUACAUUACAACCACAAUUACUUGUAUUCACUUUCACACAAAUCACGAGUAAAACGACAGAUUAUCAGUUAAUAAACAUGUAUUUUUUGCACUGUUUUCCAAAAAUGUUUUGCAAAGAUUUUUUUAUGUUUUGUUUUGCAAGAGGAACGUUUAAAUUCAUCCCUGACAGCUUUGCUGUCAUUGCUGUCAAAAAUUAAAGGUGGCACUACUGUAAAUAAGGUCCAUUAACCUUAAAGGUGCACUCGGCCAUUUUUUUUCCUUAAUUAAAACGUUUCAUUUCUAAUGAAAUUAAUACAAUUUUUGAAACAUAUGUAUGAAAUGAUGACCACUCAUGUGAGAUGAAGUGUUCAGUAAUAUCAGUAACCCUCUAAAAGCUGUUUUAUUUUACAUGGGGCUGGGGCGCCCUCAUGGGGGCAGACAUGUUAGCUACACAUGACCAGAUGAAUACUACUCGCUUAAUCUCAGUAACUGCCCUGUAAUUGGACACAUUCAUUCAUAGAUGAAAUGAAUCCUGGCUUGCUGUGCAUUGUGAAUUUCUACAGUGGCGUCUUUAACUGAAAACUACGGUGUUUAAAUGGUGCAGCCUCCAGGCCACUAGGAGUCACUGUAAGCAAAUGUAAGUCACUUCAACAAACUUCAAAACAUUUCUGAGUGCACCUUUAAAAACCUCAUCUGUUUGGGAGAACGUUUAACUUGCUUUUAGAGCCACACAGUGGACAUUUCACCCUGGACCUCCUGUGUUAUGUUUAAUGAACCACGUAAUGCAAUUGUGUAAAAAUGUCAAGAUGUGUCUGUAUUCAGAUAUACCCAAAAGGAGCCUGAGCUGUUGCCGUAAAGGUGCCGUCUGGAUUUGAAGUAGACUUUCAAAUGAGGAGGGUGUACUGUAUAUAUUUCCAUUGACAUACAUGGCUUUUGUAUGAGUAGCAUUAUGCUUUUGUCUUUAUUUUAGAGUAUUUUAUUAAAAAUGUGAACCAUUCAACAAUAAACAA